Messenger RNA from Umbelopsis ramanniana AG, 922 nucleotides. RefSeq lists its product as uncharacterized. The record is from RefSeq and is a predicted model, not a curated record. Gene Ontology annotation, molecular function: ubiquitin-like protein binding; ubiquitin conjugating enzyme binding; cullin family protein binding. Gene Ontology annotation, cellular component: ubiquitin ligase complex. NCBI's taxonomy places the organism in Eukaryota, Fungi, Mucoromycota, Umbelopsidomycetes, Umbelopsidales, Umbelopsidaceae. The transcript has 8 exons. Bases 169 to 591 code for a protein of 140 amino acids. Gene Ontology annotation, biological process: protein neddylation; positive regulation of ubiquitin-protein transferase activity.
AAUACCUCUGCCAACAAGAGAGCUCUUGAGGCAUGGUUUAAUACGUACAAAGAUGAGGAUGAAGAUGUGAUUUCUCCAGAAGGAGCGAAUCGCUUUUUUGAUGAUUUGAAUGUAUCGUUGGAAGGAAUUCAACCGAUUGUGAUUUCUUGGAAGCUCAAUGCCACUUCGAUGGGCUACUUUACAAAGGAUGAAUGGAUGGACGGCAUGCGGAAUUUAAAUGUGACAAAUAACGAAGAUCUAAAGGCAAAGAUAUUCGACAUGGAGGAAUCACUUCAAGAUGAGAGGCAGUUUAAAGAUUUCUAUAGCUUUGUUUUCCCGUUCGCCAAAACAAAAACGCAAAAGAGUAUGGAUGUCGAGGUGGCUCUUGCUCUAUGGGAAAUUGUGUUAAAGGAUCGGUAUGCGCAUGUUCCUCUUUUCAUUGACUUUAUCCGGAAACAAGAGCCGAUAAAGGUCGUCAAUAAAGAUCAAUGGACGAGUUUCCUAGACUUCUGUAAAGUUAUAUCUGUAGACCUAUCGAACUUUGAUCCGCUUUCUUCAUGGCCAGUAUUGUUUGACGAGUACGUGGAAUGGCGGCGGGACAACGGGCUGUAAAAAUUUAUAAAUUUAGUUUUGAGUGCACCGUGCGUUUUGCCUUCCUCCUUGAAUCCCUCCACCUAUGGCAUCGCUAUGGGAUUCCAUCAUUGUACUAUUAUUUCAAGCAUUCUUCUUCUUAAUCAGCUGGUCUAUUCUACCACCUCUAUUCCUUCCUCACUAUAAACCUCCGAGUCUUGUGGCCUACCAAUCUAAACACUGGCCAUUGCAACUUAUCUUCUCCACCGCUGUUUCCAGCUCAUGUAUACUUUUUGUCCUUGUUGUCUUUGGAAUUGCCGGGAUUCUCGAUGAAAAGUAAGUGUGUGGUCCAUGUGGGCUCUUUGGUGACUUU